AUGAUGGAUACAGAAGACACUCAAAAUGUAACUGAACUAGCUCUAGCUUUAGCCAAGAAUGCCAUCGCUGCUGCUAUCAAGUCCAUGGAAGAAGCCGAAAACCCCAUCAAAAAUAUCGACUGGAUCACACAGGGUGAAUUCACAGAAGAAAGGGGCCGUAAACAAAUUGAGGAGUUCAUUUCGAACUGGGAGUAUCAAGGCCGCUGGUUGCACUACACAGAGUUUUUAAAGAGGGAAGAUGUGAUUCACAGCUUCCACUACAUCUACUGUGUACACUGGAGCAUCCCAACUGCUCGGAGACCCAUAGCACGAACCACUGCCAGUGUCUACUUCACCAUCAAGAUCAACACAAACAAACCUCCGCCAGCCGGAGAUACACCCAUUGAUGUCUCUUACGUCUUUGAGAGCCAUUCAUGUGUUCACAGGUAA
Messenger RNA from Balaenoptera ricei (Rice's whale), 429 nucleotides. It is a transcript of the gene AKAP14, whose product is annotated as A-kinase anchoring protein 14. Lineage: Eukaryota; Metazoa; Chordata; Mammalia; Artiodactyla; Balaenopteridae. Gene Ontology annotation, cellular component: cAMP-dependent protein kinase complex. The coding region runs from base 1 to 429 and encodes 142 amino acids. Gene Ontology annotation, molecular function: protein kinase A regulatory subunit binding. The transcript is spliced from 5 exons. The record is from RefSeq and is a predicted model, not a curated record.